AAACGUACACUUUGCAGUUGCUGUAUGGUUAGGAUUAUUUGUAAUGCUUGCAGUAUUGAAUUUGAAUGAAUAACGGAAUGAGAAGCUGCAAGUGAAAGUGUCUGAUUAACUGCCAGGUAACACAGCUCCAGCAUAGGUAGGCAAAUCCAUCUAUGUCCGUAUUGCUUCAAUCCUUGUUUGUACUAGUAGUGCUGCUUUUUUCUCCCCCUCUCAAACUGACUGCUUUGGGUUUAGUAAAGGGUGAUUGUAGUAAUUAAGCAGCUAGUAAAUAAACUAGUAUUUCUAAGUGGACAAGCUCAUAUAUCCAAGGUCUUCUAUGAAAUAUGUUUUCUACUUCUAUACCCUGUAAGAGGUAGAGAAAUUAGUUCAAUGGAUGUAAUGCUUUAGGAUCUUUGCCAGUUGAGUUCCAACAAAUUUUAUUUCUGGUCACAGAAUGCCUGUAAUAAGACAAAUCACUCUUGGUAUUUGAUUUAGUUUUUCAAAAUCUACCAAAAAUAGAAUCCACUAAAUGAAAAUCUAUAAUAGAAGCUACUGAGACUUUCCUGGGAAAAAACUCGCAUGACAAACAUGCAGCAAUGAGGCUAGAUAUGACUUGUAGAAAGUAGUUAUCAGAGAUGUACAUUAAUAUACAUUAAAUACCCCUUUUAAUUUCUUUACUUUUGUUGAGCUCUUUGUAUUUACUUGUAGAAAAUCUCUCUGCUCGCUGUCAUAUGCUUUUUCUCUGUGCCGUUCUUUUUCUUGCCAUCUGCCUGAACCCAGGCCCUAGAAAGACAGAAAGAUUACUUUGACUGCAUUAAGAAUGAGCGAGAUGAGCUCAGAGAGGAGUUGGCUGACCUGAAGGAAACAAUGAAGAGAGGAGAGAAACAUGGAUUAGUUAUAAUCCCAGAUGGCACACCAAACGGUGAUGUAAACCAUGAAUCAGUGGUUGGUGCUAUAACAGUUGUAUCACAGGAAGCUGCUCAAGUCUUGGAAUCUGCAGGAGAAGGACCACUAGAUAUCCGGCUACGCAAACUGGCUGGGGAAAAAGAGGAAUUACUGUCACAGGUUAGAAAACUGAAGAUGCAGUUGGAAGAAGAACGACAGAAAUAUUCUAAAAGUGAUGGCAUGAAUCCAGACAUCAUAGGCUUAGAGAAUGGUUCUGACUUGCAACUAAUUGAAAUGCAGAGAGAUGCCAACAGACAAAUUAGUGAAUACAAAUUUAAGCUUUCAAAAGCUGAACAAGAUAUUACUACCUUGGAACAAAAUAUUGCACGACUUGAAGGGCAGGUUACAAGGUAUAAAAAUGCAGCAGAAAAUGCAGAAAAAGUAGAAGAUGAACUCAAAGCUGAAAAGAGGAAGCUUCAGCGAGAGUUAAGAACAGCACUGGAUAAGAUAGAAGAGAUGGAGAUGACCAAUAGCCACUUAAUGAAAAGGCUGGAGAAGAUGAAGGCGAAUAGGACUGCGCUUUUAUCUCAACAGUGAAGUGGAAAUUGAAAAUAUGAUGCACUGCUCCUUGAAUAACUAGCCCCUAGCUUGUUUUUAAAUACAGACUUUUAUUGGCACAAAUUAUUUGAA
This is a messenger RNA of Neopsephotus bourkii (Bourke's parrot), 1554 nucleotides long. Its product is annotated as leucine-rich repeat flightless-interacting protein 2-like. The coding region runs from base 847 to 1461 and encodes 204 amino acids. The record is from RefSeq and is a predicted model, not a curated record. Gene Ontology annotation, biological process: regulation of DNA-templated transcription. Lineage: Eukaryota; Metazoa; Chordata; Aves; Psittaciformes; Psittacidae. The transcript is spliced from 7 exons.